CAGCCGGAUGGACAGAUGCCCAGUGACAAGGCCAUUGGAGGAGGGGAUGAUUCCUUCAACACCUUCUUUAGUGUGACUGGAGCUGGAAAGCACGUCCCCAGAGCUGUUUUUGUUGACCUGGAGCCCACUGUCAUUGAUGAGGUGCGCACUGGGAUGUACCGCCAGCUGUUUCACCCUGAGCAGCUGAUCACCGGCAAGGAGGAUGCUGCCAACAACUACGCCCGCGGACACUACACCAUCGGCAAAGAGCUCAUCGACCUGGUAAUGGACAGGAUCCGCAAACUGGCUGACCAGUGCACCGGCCUUCAGGGCUUCCUGGUGUUCCACAGCUUCGGAGGUGGCACCGGCUCUGGUUUCACCUCCCUGCUGAUGGAGCGCCUGUCUGUCGACUAUGGCAAGAAGUCCAAGCUGGAGUUCUCGGUCUACCCGGCUCCCCAGGUGUCCACGGCUGUGGUGGAGCCCUACAACUCCAUCCUAACGACCCACACCACCCUGGAGCACUCUGACUGUGCCUUCAUGGUGGAUAAUGAAGCCAUCUAUGAUAUCUGUCGUAGGAACCUCGAUAUCGAGCGUCCCACUUACACCAACCUGAACAGGUUGAUCAGUCAGAUUGUGUCCUCCAUCACUGCUUCCCUUCGUUUCGAUGGUGCCCUCAAUGUCGAUCUGACAGAGUUCCAGACCAACUUGGUGCCAUAUCCCCGUAUCCACUUCCCUCUGGCCACCUAUGCCCCCGUCAUCUCUGCUGAGAAGGCUUACCAUGAGCAGCUAACGGUGUCAGAAAUCACCAAUGCCUGCUUCGAUCCAGCUAAUCAGUUGGUGAAAUGUGACCCUCGCCACGGCAAGUACAUGGCUUGCUGCCUGCUGUUCCGUGGUGAUGUGGUGCCCAAAGAUGUGAAUGCUGCCAUUGCCACCAUUAAGACCAAGCGCACCAUCCAGUUUGUGGACUGGUGCCCCACUGGUUUCAAGGUUGGCAUCAACUACCAGCCACCCACUGUAGUUCCUGGUGGAGACCUGGCCAAGGUCAAGAGGGCUGUGUGCAUGCUGAGCAACACCACUGCUAUUGCAGAGGCCUGGGCUCGGCUUGACCACAAGUUCGAUCUGAUGUACGCUAAGCGUGCCUUUGUUCACUGGUAUGUGGGUGAGGGUAUGGAGGAGGGAGAGUUCUCUGAGGCCAGGGAAGACAUGGCAGCUCUGGAGAAGGAUUAUGAGGAGGUUGGAACCGAUAGUCAGGGAGACGACGACGAUGAUGGAGAAGAUUUUUAAACAGGCAUGCAGUCCCUUGUACUGAUCACUGAUCUAUGCCUUAUCAGUGUAAGAAAAAAAAAUGUGUUCACUGACUGGUCUAUUUCCUGCCUUUGAUACGCUCAUCACUUUUAAUAAAGCAGUAAAGAUUGUUUUCUGUAGUUUGACCAAUGCUUAAAGCAUAGUGCUAUCCUGGGCAGUAGCAAACUGGUUUUUGAAAUUGUUUUAGAAAGCACAGUUUUUAGUGAUACUUUGUCCGAGAACGACUCUUACUCUGCUCAGCAAAACUGUGUUGACCUUUUUUUUUUUGCUCUUAGUGCAUGCUUUUUUAACAAUCCCAGGUCUAUUUCUGUAAGAAUUGUGUUUGGAAAAAGACAUCUCAAACAGUCA
Acanthopagrus latus (yellowfin seabream) is the source of this 1632-nucleotide messenger RNA. RefSeq names its product tubulin alpha-1C chain-like. Gene Ontology annotation, molecular function: GTP binding; structural constituent of cytoskeleton. The record is from RefSeq and is a predicted model, not a curated record. Gene Ontology annotation, biological process: mitotic cell cycle; microtubule cytoskeleton organization. Gene Ontology annotation, cellular component: cytoplasm; microtubule. NCBI's taxonomy places the organism in Eukaryota, Metazoa, Chordata, Actinopteri, Spariformes, Sparidae. Bases 16 to 1263 code for a protein of 415 amino acids. The transcript is spliced from 3 exons.